Lacerta agilis (Sand lizard) is the source of this 4032-nucleotide messenger RNA. RefSeq lists its product as uncharacterized. Gene Ontology annotation, molecular function: nucleic acid binding. Gene Ontology annotation, biological process: DNA integration. The record is from RefSeq and is a predicted model, not a curated record. NCBI's taxonomy places the organism in Eukaryota, Metazoa, Chordata, Lepidosauria, Squamata, Lacertidae. The transcript has 3 exons. The coding region runs from base 1 to 4032 and encodes 1343 amino acids.
AUGACAGAGACCAACAGCAACGCCCGGGAGGGAUCGGCUGGCAAUAUGGCAACACGUGGCUCAAUUGAGGAAUUUAAUGUCAAUGAGCCAGGAGAAUGGAGUGAUUAUUGUGACAGACUUAAGUUUUACCUCCGUGCUAAUAGAAUUACCAGUGCUGAGGAGCGAAGGGAUACGUUCCUCAGUGUGUGCGGAAAGGCUACUUUUAAAUUAGCAAAGAACCUUGUCUCCCCGGCCACACUUGAGUCAAAGACUUUUGAGGAAUUGACUGCGGUGCUUGGCAACCAUUUUGAGCCGGCGCCUUCACAAUUGGCCUGCCGGCAGAUGUUUUACCAGCGGUACCAGCAGAGUGGAGAGUCGGCGUCAUCGUUUGUGGCUGCCUUGAGGGAACUCACCCGCUGUUGUGAGUUCCACGAUCUGGAGGAGAUGCUGAGGGAUCGUUUUGUGUGUGGCCUGUGUGAUGAGAGGCUGCAGAGGGAAUUGGUUGCCAAGAAGUCUUUGACCUUCCAGGAAGCUUAUGACUUUGUCAUCUCCCGGGAGGAGGCAGACCACACAGUUCGAGAGCUCCGUGGUGGACAGGCGACUGGUGUGCAUGCGGUGGAGACUGACACAGAGGAAGGCGUGUCGGACGAGGUAACGGGGGGAGCAUUGAAGGUGUUUCAGUCCUCCCGCCGGCAGCAAGGAAGUCGACAGCUUGAUCAUCGCCGACUGCUGGCCCAGUCGUCCCCCAAGAGCUGUGACAGUUGCGGAAAAGCACACAAGCGACGGUUUUGCAGGUUCCGCAACGCCCAGUGUCGGAAGUGUAAGAGGAUGGGCCAUAUUGCCCGACCCCAAAGUGAUAGUGUACGGCCACCACCAAGGAUCACGAAAGUGGUUCGCAUAGAGGGGGUGCCCUGUGAACUGGAAGUGGACUCUGGGUCGGGGUUCACAAUUGUUUCAGAGCCCACUUUCCGCAGGUUUUGCCCCAAAGCGGGCCGCGAUUGUCUUCGUCCCCUGGAUUUCUUUUUAAGAGACUUUAAUCAGAAUCCGGUGCCUGUCCUAGGUGUUGGGGAUUUUCGCGUCCAGCACAGAAAAUUUAAAGGCAAACUGCGAAUUGUGGUUGCAGGGGGCCGGCGGCCGGACUUAUUGGGGCGUGAUUGGUUUGAGGCCUUCGGCAUCCGCCUAGAGGGGGCCCACAGAAUAGAGUCGGCACCGUCUUCUUUUGAGGCAUUGUGCCAGGAGUUCGCAGCUGUUUUUGACGGACAAUUGGGACGAUACACAGGGCCGCCGGUGUCCUUCGAUCUGGACCCGGCUGUUUGCCCUAUCCGACUGAAGCCGCGCCGUGUGCCCUUUGCAUUGAAGCCGAGGAUCGAUGAAGAGUUGGACAAGCUUGUGGAGCAGGGGGUGCUGGAGCCCGUCUCGCAUGCCCGCUGGGAGACCCCAAUCGUGUGCCCUUUGAAGGCAAACGGCGCAGUACGGAUCUGCGCGGAUUACAAGUGCACUCUGAAUAAGGCACUGCAGCAAAAUGCCUACCCGGUGCCAGUGGUAAGCCACGUGCUCGCGUCCCUGGCAGGGGGGCAGAUUUUUGCAAAAUUAGACCUGGCGCAGGCCUACCAACAGCUCCCGGUAGACGAUGCCACAGCGGAGGCGCAGACAAUUGUUACUCACCGGGGAGCAUUUCGAGUUAAGCAUUUGCAGUUUGGGGUCAGCGUGGCCCCAGGAAUUUUUCAGGGACUGAUGGAGCGACUACUUAAGGGAAUCCCGGGGGUAAUUCCCUAUUUUGAUGAUAUACUAGUCGCCGGGGUGUCCUCAGAGGAACUGAUUUCCCGCCUCCGUGAAGUUCUGGCCCGCCUUGCAAAAGCUGGCCUUAAGGUUAAGCGGGAGAAGUGCUUCUUGGGAGUUCCCCAAGUAGAGUUCCUGGGGUUCCUGGUUGACGCCAAGGGUAUCCAUCCUACUUCUGCGAAAGUUACUGCCAUCAGGAAUGCGCCAGCCCCACAGUCAAAGAAAGAGCUGCAGUCGUUCUUGGGGCUUCUCAAUUUUUAUCAUGCCUUCCUUCCACAUAAGGCGUCUAUCGCGGAACCACUACAUCGUCUGCUUGAUGACCGGGGAACUUGGAAGUGGGGGCAGCGGGAAGCUGCUGCUUUCGCCGCAGUAAAGGACUUACUUUCGUCCGAUAGUGUUCUUACCCAUUUCCGUGAAGAUCUGCCUUUGUCGUUGGCUUGUGAUGCAUCUCCUUACGGGAUUGGAGCCGUGCUGAGCCACCGGUUACCGGAUGGGCGGGAGGCUCCCAUUGCUUAUUUUUCUCGAACUUUGUCGUUGGCCGAGAGGAACUAUGCUCAAAUUGACCGGGAGGCUCUGGCAUUGGUCGCAGGAGUAAAAAAGUUCCAUGAUUAUGUUUAUGGGCGCCUGUUCGAGCUUGUGACUGACCACAAGCCGCUGCUAGGGUUGUUUGCGCCAGACCGUCAAACACCGCAGAUCUUGUCAGCCCGCAUGUUGCGGUGGGCCAUGUUUUUGUCAGCCUACACGUAUGAACUGGUGCAUCGAGCGGGUAAAGCCCUGGGCCAUGCAGACGCCCUCAGUCGGUUGCCAUUGCCAGAGCCGGCUGAGGAUCCAUCACCGGCUUAUGGCGUUAUGUCCUUGGAAGACCUGCCGCAACCCCCUGUUAGUGUUGCAGAUGUGGCUGCUUUUUCAGCCAAAGAUCGCACUUUGGCGCGUGUUUUGGACUGGGUGUGGAGGGGGUGGCCGGAGGGCAAGGUCACAGAGGAAUUCCGGCCAUACGAGUCCCGGCGAGAUGAACUGUCAGCUCAUAAAGGGUGUCUAUUGUGGGGGAGCCGGGUUGUGAUCCCCCCAAAGCUGCGACAGCGAGUGUUGGAAGCACUGCACGAGGGUCAUCCGGGAAUUGUAAGAAUGAAGGCAUUGGCUCGCAGCUACGUGUGGUGGCCGAAAAUGGAUGAGGCCAUCGAAGAAUGGGUGCGGAAGUGUUGUCCGUGCCAAGAAUCAAGGCCAGCAAUGCCUCAAGCCCCGGUGCACCCAUGGGAAGUUACCAAGGAGCCAUGGUCACGUUUACAUGUGGACUUUGCAGGGCCAUUUCAGGGCCAGACAUUCUUGAUUGUGGUAGAUUCACACUCCAAAUGGUUGGAGGUUAUACCAGUGACCCGCAUGACCUCAGGUGUUGUUAUACGGAACCUGAGAGCCUUGUUUGUGACCCACGGGCUGCCUGACACUCUCGUGUCAGAUAAUGGGGCACAGUUUACAUCAACUGAGUUCAAGGAUUUUAUGGACGUUAAUGGAAUCCGCCAUGUCACCUCGGCCCCAUUCCACCCGUCUACAAAUGGUCAAGCAGAAAGAAUGGUGCGCACCACUAAGGAUGCGCUGCGGCGGAUAGUCUACGGAGAUUGGCACCAGCGACUCUCAUCCUUUUUACUAUCACAGCAUGUAACACCACACUCAACAACUGGGAGGAGCCCAGCAGAGUUACUGAUGAGGAGGCGCCUGACGACUCGCUUAGAUAGACUGCAUCCGGAUCGUGCGGCGGAUCGGCCGCAGGAGGCUAUCAAGGCACCUCGUAUUUUCCAACAGGGGGACCCUGUUUAUACUAAGAACUAUGGGUCCGGCCCUGCAUGGAUUCCAGCCACAGUUUCCAGGCCAACUGGCCCUGUGUCAUACGAGGUUGAGGCAGACGGCACAGGUAGUCUUCGUCGCCAUGUCGACCAACUACGGCAGCGGUGGCCCGUCCAGGAGGAUGAAUUGUCCACAAGGGAAGUGGAGCAAUUGCCAGGGCAGGUCAACAGAGAACCAGCAGUCACCCAUCCCCCUGAGGCAGUUGAAGUCCAAAUGGGAGACAGUGAGGCCGGGCCGGUAGAGGCUGAGAGGGGAACCGAGCCACGGCUAGAAGUUGAAGAGACCCAGGCGGGGGGCAGCACCCGGGAGUCCGAGCUCAGACGGUCUCAGAGGGUGCGAACCCGUCCGCGAUAUCUGAAGGACUUUGACUGUGGGUUGGUGUUUGGCGAGUCCAGCCCUUCUCCAUUCUCGGGCCACGAGCGGACGUCACUCUGA